CCCACCCAUCCGAUGCGCGAUCAGAUCGGAGCGGUCAUGACGUGGCUGUCUGGUUCUGAGACGGGGGCCAGCUGCUUCCCGGUGUCGGUGCAGGAGGCUCGGCGCGUUCGGCGUGGAUAACCGAGCCGCUUCCUUUAGUCGGAUGCGUUUGCGUGAACGAGGGUCGCCCAGGCAAUGAUGGUCGCAGCUUGGCUCAGAGAAAGGACUUGAGAGAAAAGGAUGGGCCGGAGUGUCUCGGGCUUCUGGCAGAGUUUCCUCUCUACUGCGGUCCUCUACGGCUCACUGGCCCUGUUCACAUCCAUCCUCCACAAUGUGUUCCUGCUUUAUUACGUGGAGACGUUCGUGUCCAUCUACAAGAUUGACAAAGUCUCAUUCUGGGUGGGAGAGGCUGUUUUCCUCAUCUGGAACAGUCUGAAUGACCCUCUCUUUGGUUGGCUGAGUGACCGCUCCUUCCUCAGCUCCCCUCCGUCAGGCUCUCAGAUCAGCUCCCCAGAGGUGGUGCUGAAGCGCCUGAAGGCCCUUUCUACCAAUGGCCCUCUCUUUGCGCUGUCCUUCCUGGCCUUCUGGGUGGCGUGGGCCAGCCCGGGCCUGCAGUUCCUGCUGUGCCUGUGCCUGUACGACGGCUUCCUCACCAUGGUGGACCUCCACCACAGCGCGCUGCUGGCGGACCUCGCCGUGUCGGCCGCCGACCGCACGCGCCUCAACUUCCACUGCUCCGUGUUCAGCGCUCUGGGCUCCGUCUCCGUCUUCCUCUCCUACUCCGUGUGGGACAAGGAAGACUUCUACUCCUUCCGCCUGUUCUGCGUGACGCUGGCAGCUUUUUCCAUUCUGGGCUUUUUUGUCGUGUCGCGACUUUUGCGGCAGCGUUUCGACAAGGAGAUCCGUCCGAAGCAAGACGACGCCACGACUCUAAAAGAGCUGAGUGUGGGUCACGCUCCGUUUACCCAAACGGAGAGGCCGCUCACCGUGGGCCAGUAUCUGAAGCAGCUCUCCAGGCACAGAAACUUCAUGUGGUUCGUGUCCAUGAAUCUUAUCCAGGUGUUUCACUGCCACUUCAACAGCAACUUCUUCCCUCUUUUCCUCGAACACCUUUUGUCCGAUAACAUCUCCGCCUCGACUGGCUCAAUCCUGCUCGGCAUCUCUUACGUUGCCCCCCACCUGAACAACUUGUAUUUCCUGACACUGUGCCAGCGUUACGGGGUUUACCAGGUUAUCCGCUGGCUCUUUAUGCUCAAACUGGGACUUAGCGUGGUUAUGCUGCUUGCAGGGGCUGACCACAUUUAUCUGCUGUGCAUCUUCAUCGCUAGCAACCGGGUGUUCACCGAGGGCACCUGCAAGCUGCUCAAGCUGGUCGUUUCCGACCUGGUCGACGAGGACUUCGUGGUGAACAGGCGGCAGCAGGCAGCCUCGGCUCUCCUCUUUGGGAUGGUCAACCUGCUGACCAAACCGGGCCAGACGUUCGCCCCGCUCAUCGGCACCUGGCUGCUCUGUGCUUACACAGGUUAUGAUAUCUUUCAGCGGACGCCCGUAAAGGAUCCUGUGUCUGCCUCUGACUCAGGGACCCCGCCUCUUCGCCUGGGCUGUUUCUACAUGUUGGUGUGCGUGCCUAUCACAUGUGCCCUGCUCCAGCUGGCCAGCUGGUCUCGCUUCACUCUUCACGGCCGAAAGCUGCAGGGAAUCAAGACCCUACGGCAGGGGACCCAGCACGGCAGUCUUAUUGAUGUCAAGGCCAUUUGAACCGAAGGAAAAGGAAGCAUGGAGUUGCACAAAGACACUUUUUUUUUUUAAUGACCGUUUUUAUGUUUAUGGAAUGUCUUAGGAAGCAAAAAAGCUGCCGUGUCUUCACUCUGCAGCUUUCAUUGUGAAACUCUGAACUAUUACACAACCUUUUGUACAGCGAAGAAAUCCCUCAUGGCAAACGUUUUUGAACAAACUGAACCAUGCUAUAUUUUUUUAUAUUGGGAUUCAGAUUAUAUUUAUAUUUAAAUCAAAGACCAAAAGCUAACAUUAAACCAAUCGAUCCUUUUGGGGUUUUGUGGACCAAUAUGAGAGCAUUUUUGGACCAGGAGGUGUGCCGUUUUUUUAAACUGUUUGUAAAGCAUCACGAUCGCCGCUGCUAAUUGAUAAUCCCGUAACAUCAGCUAGUUAAUCCAAACCGGGAGAACGGUUUUUGCCUUGGGUCCACAGUUCUCGAGUGUGACGUCUUUGAGGAAAGCAUAGAACGGCGUUGAAUUCAGAGUGCCACUGAUGCAGCAUAAAACCUGCAGUUGUGUUAAAUGUUUACUGCACAGAAUGUCCUGCCAGAAAUUUAACUUGGAAUAUUUUUAGUACUGAAUAUGUUCUUGCUUUGUCAUCUUUCUGUUGUAAUUUUCUAACUUUUUUUUUUUUUUUUUUUCAGUUUCUCAUAUUUAAUUAUUGGUGUAAUGAAAUUAAAGCAAGAAAUUGUGUCUGUAGGAAACCUUUCAGCUCACUGUUUUUCUUGAUGGAUAUGAAAUCAACUGGAGCAGGGCACAAAUAGGCUUUUAUUAUUCUCCUAUAUAUAGUUAAGCUUCAAACCACAUGUUCAUGAUAAGUUGGUAUUUGUGGUAUUAUUUCCUAUUAGUUCAUGUAUGUUUUCGUCAAUACUUAACUGUAGGGAUUUGAUAUUUGUUUAAAAAAAUUAAAUCCUCUUGCAUUUUUUUUAAUCAUGAAAUUCUUAGUGUUGAUUAAGUCAGUCUAAGAUUUACUCAGUUGUGUGGCGCAUUGGCAAACUUUGUAUGUCCUGUCUGGCUGUGUAGCACUAAGAAUUGCUGCCUUAAUGCCAAAGAGCCCAACGGAUUCACCCUCUUGUCCAUGCAGCAAGAGGGUUCACGGUUCCAGGUUAACUUGUUAAUAUAAAUUUAAUUUGGGUAUGAUAGUUUGU
Messenger RNA from Fundulus heteroclitus (mummichog), 2902 nucleotides. RefSeq names its product major facilitator superfamily domain containing 13A (gene slc68a1a). NCBI's taxonomy places the organism in Eukaryota, Metazoa, Chordata, Actinopteri, Cyprinodontiformes, Fundulidae. The transcript has 9 exons. The coding region runs from base 220 to 1737 and encodes 505 amino acids. The record is from RefSeq and is a predicted model, not a curated record.